Diabrotica virgifera virgifera (western corn rootworm) is the source of this 5153-nucleotide messenger RNA. RefSeq lists its product as uncharacterized. The record is from RefSeq and is a predicted model, not a curated record. Gene Ontology annotation, biological process: regulation of transcription by RNA polymerase II. The coding region runs from base 126 to 809 and encodes 227 amino acids. NCBI's taxonomy places the organism in Eukaryota, Metazoa, Arthropoda, Insecta, Coleoptera, Chrysomelidae. The transcript is spliced from 3 exons. Gene Ontology annotation, cellular component: transcription regulator complex; nucleus.
UAUCGGUUAUUCAGCGAACGCCGAACGCACACAAUACCAUACAUAUUGAGACGUGAACGUGUUUGUUGUGUUGGUUUUGGCGCGCCCGAGUUGCAUUGCAAUAGUUUGUUGUUAAAUAAAUAGUAAUGGAUUCUUGGUCAGAAGAUCAAGUUCUGGAACUUAUUGAAGCUUACCGGAGAUGGUCCGUAUUGUGGGAUUUUCAAGAUCCGCUCCAUUAUGACAAAUCUAUUAUAUACAGGGCCUGGAAGGAAGUAGGACGUGAACAAAAUCCCGAAGUGAGGGGUGUGGAAGACUGUAAAAGAAAAAUAAAGUCGUUGUUGUCUUCUUACCGGCGAGAAAAAUACAAAAUGAGAAAGAGUAAAGGUUCCAAGUACGUCAGUAAGUGGUACGCAUACGAACCUCUCACGUUUCUAGAUGACAGGGUAAUGCCAAAGAAACCGCCCAAGGAGGAACCAGAAGAUAUGAUGGAAGAUGUAGACGUAGAUGACAUCGGAGUAGAGGUCAAACUUUCGGAACUAAGCCCAGAUGAGACAUCAGCACCAUCGCCUAUUAACAUACCUAGUAAGCGAGCCAAGACAGAUGAUUAUCCUACUUCAUCAAUGCUGGACAGUGAACUUAAUAUUUUCGACACAGUAAAAGAAAAACCGAACGAGACUGACACAUUUUUCACAUAUGUCGCUACAAAAGUGAAUAAUUAUUCCAGGGAGACUCAGACUGCGGUGCAGCAUGCAGUAUUCGAAAUACUUAUGAAAGCUGAUAAAGGAAAGUAUGAAUCAUCUGGUUCAGAUAAUCAGGAAUCUAACAGCUGAUAUAAAAUUACAAUAAAAACUAAAAACAUUUAUUCCCUAAUGAUAUAUAUUUUAAUUCAUUAUCUUAAGAUAUGUAUUUUAUUUCUUCUUUUUCGAUGUUCCGCUGCUGCACCAUCUCCUUUGAACAGCUUCCGUUGUGGAUCCUUGAUUCUUCUUGCCUUAGGUGUGUGGACAUCUUCUGUAGGUACUUUUUGCGGCAUCGCACCUACUUUCCUGUACCGAUUUUGCAACAAUAUGGCUAUUGUCUGAUCUGAUGGUCGAUCAGACGGUGUUUUUCUCUAAACAUCCUCCGUACACGACUUCCGUGUUUUUCCUUGUGGUUUCCUUAUGGCCUGUUGGAAUAAAUAUGAAGUCCUAUUCUCGGCCACGUCCCACAGUAUAGGCGGGUUGACAUUACUAGUGAAUAACGAACGUAGCUCACGCUUACGUAUUUUGCCCGUGGUAUUGUUAACUCGAGCAGUACAUUUGUAUUUAUGCAAUGAAUAGAUACAAAUGUAUAUAUAUAAUCGGUUCAUAACGUUCUACGACGUCUUCCGAUUCCCAAUCGCCAUUGCUCUCGAUCGUAGCACAUGUCUUCGUUCAAGCCUCUUUCUCCGAUUUCCCUAUGGAUUCCUUCUAUCCAGCUUUUCCUAGGUCUUCCUCUCUUCCGCCGUCCUUUUGGUGCCCAUCGUAGCACUUGCUUGGGUAAUCUGUCUUCUCCCAUACGUUGUACGUGGCCAAACCAUCUUAGUUGCUUUGUUUUUAUAUCGUCCAUUAUUGUAUGCUUUACAUCCAUUAUCUCCAAUAUUCUUGUAUUUCUAAUUUUUUGUAUUCUUGAUAUACCAGCAGAUCUUCUCCAGAAGUCCAUUUCAGUUGUUCUGAGCAUAUUUUCGGAUUUUUCUUUAAGUGGCCAAACUCCGCUGCUGUAUGUUAUAAUGCUCUUAACAAUGCUGUUAUAGAUGUUACGUUUAUUUUCUUUGGAGAUACUUUGGUCCCAUAGGAUUUUGUUCAAUAAUGCGAUAGCUUUCCUUCCUUGUGUGCACCUUUCUUGGAUAUUCUUGUCCAACGUUCCAUCUUGUGUAAUUGUAAGACCCAAGUAUUUAUAUUCCUGACAGUGAUUAAUAGUUAUUUCAUUUUCCAACGCUAGAUCCUGCUGUAUACCUCCAACGCACAUAUAUUCCGUUUUCUUGGUAUUCACUUCUAAACCCCAGUUCCGGUACUCUUCUAUGAUUUUUCGGGUCAUAUAUUCAAUAUCGUGAUAAUCCUGGGCCAUAAGAAUCUGAUCAUCCGCAAAACAUAGAGUGUAUAGCAUGUUAUCAUCAUUUAGCGGUAUACCCAUAUUCUUACAUUUCCUUUUCCAGGAUUUCAAAACUUGCUCUAAAUAUAUUUUAAAUAGUGUCGGCGAUAGACAGCAGCCCUGUUUAAGACCCUUAUUCACUUCAAAUCCUGACGAGAUUUCCUUGCCUAGCUUAACUUUUGCUAUAUUAUGUUGGUAUAGAUUUUUUACAGCUUUAAUGAGGUUCAGACUGAUGUUAGUUUUUUCGAGGGCUUCCCAAAGUUUACUUUGUGGUACCGUAUCGUAUGCUUUUUUUAAGUCUAUGUACACUAAAUGCAGUUCUUGAUUGUAGGCUAUUUGUUUGUCUAUUAACUGUGUUACACAAUAUAGGUGGUCAGUGGUGGAUCUGCCAGCGCGGAAACCGGCUUGCUCUUCGGCCUCUUAGUCCUUGUAUUCUUCUUCUAUUUUAUUUUUGAUAAUUUUUCCGUAAACUCUGCUGAUGGUGCUUGUGACAGAUAUUCCCCGGUAAUUAUCGCAUAUAUUUUUACUGCCUUUCUUGUGUAUUGUAGAAAUUACAGACAAUUGCCAUUCUUUUGGUAUGACUUCGCCAUUCAUACAUCUAUUAAAUAGAUCUCUUAGGUAUUCAUACAGGGUGUUGCUACCGUAUUUGAGCAGUUCUGGUGCUAUGUCGCCAGGCCCUGACGCUUUUCUAUUUUUUAGGGAUUUGCAUGCAUUUCGUACUUCUUCCAGUCUUAACCGAAUCGGUGAGCCACUGACAAUUACAUUGAAACUUUCGUGAUCUUCGUUUUUAAUAAAAUCUUCUCUAUUUUCUACUAGUAACUGCUUGAAAUAGCCAUCCCACUUUUCCAGAGUAAUCGGUGUUAUUAUAUCCCUUUUGGUAUCUGUUCUCAACGUUUUAAGGAAUUUCCAGCUCUCUGUGUUUCUUGUCCCCCCUAUAUAGGCGUUAAGUUGAUUGCAUUUGUUUGUCCACGUUUCGUUUUUCUUCUGUGGAAUUUUUUCCCGCACUCUUGCUUGUGCUUCUUUGUAUAAAACCUUAUCGGAAUCUUUCUGUGUACUCAUAUAUUUCCGGUACUUUUCUCUCUUAUCGUCUAUUUCAGUGGCUAUUUCUAAGUCCCACCAGUAUGGUUUAUUUCUUAUGUUGUCUUUGUACUCCCCCAAUGCCUCAUAUGCAGCUUCGUGUAUACAUUGUGUUAUAUGUGUAUGAAGAUGUUCCGUAUUUAUAAAUGUAUAUUGUCCUUUCAGUUUCUCGUCCAGUCGCUUUUCGUAUAACGUUCUUAUGCUUGUUUGUUGUAAGCCUUCUAGGUUGUAUUUCUUUUUUUGGUGCCAAUUUGUUUCCUCCUUGUUCUCGUGGAUUUAGAUUUUUUUGAGAUUUCAUUCCGGGGAACAGUACUUCCGCUUUUAGAAGAUGAUGUUCACUGCCGCAUGUUGCUCCUCUAUAAACCCUUACAUCUUUAAUUUUCAUUCGACUCCGUUGUUUUAUCAAAAGAUAAUCAAUUAUACUUUUCUGGUUCAUAGUAGGUUGGGUCCGAGUAUAUUUAUGAAUGCAUCUAUGCUGGAAGAAGCCGUUCAUAAUUCUUAAAUUGUUCUGUUUACAGAUGUUAAUUAUUCUUGUUCCAUUAUUGUUGAGUACUUCCUCGCCGUAUCUGCCUACUACGUCAUCCUGUUUUUUAUUGCCUGUUCUGCCAUUUAGGUCUCCUAAUAAUAUAAUUUCUCUGGCAUUUCCUAUUUUGACGAUUUCAUCGUUGAGCUGUUCAUAGAUACAAAUGUACUGCUCGAAUUUGAAAAUAGAUAAUAAAAUAUCUAACAAUACCACGGGCAAAAUACGUAAGCGUGAGCCACGUUCGUUAUUCACUAUUUAGUAAUGUCAACCCGCCUUAAAGUAUACUUUAGCCUUUCUUGGAUGGUUGCGUUGGAAACUCGGUCUUGCCUUGCUGCUCUAUCAAUGAGCCGGUAGCAUGACGUGUCUGUCGUUUCAAGCCUCUUCCAGUUAUUCUUCUUCUUCGUCAGUGGCGAGGACCUAAAAAUUUAAGAUUGUAUUAGUAUUUUUUACUAUUGCAGGUGUUACCUUGAUUUGCUUUGCAUGCAGCGUGUAGUUCAGCUUUCUGUCUAGAUGGAGUCAUAAGUAUUUGACGGAUGCUUCUGAGUAAUGACGUUACCUCUCAUCAUGAGCUCUUCUGCUGGUAUAGAUUAUUGUACGGGUCUUGGCUGCGUUGAUCUUCAUUUUCCAAGUGCUCUUUUAAUAGUUCCGAACAAUUCUUCUGUCGUCAUUUCCUGAUGUGUAGAUGGCUGUAUCGUCUAUAUACAAAGCUAUACUUGUUCUUGCAUGUGUUGGUAAAUCUGAUACAAAAAUGUUAUAUAAAAUGGGCAUCCCUUCCUGGACUUCUAGUAUCCUAAACAUCUUUCGGUCAGCUGAAACUUGAAAAGUUCUAUUAGUUAGAUAUUUGUCGCAAAUAUUAACUAAAUACUGAGGUAAACUAGCUCUGUCCAUAUUGAAAAUAAGUGCUUUCUUCCAGACCGUGCCGUAUGCUUUUUCUAUGUUCAGGAUGUCCAUUCCUGUCUUCUGAUUUCUGUUGAACCGGAUUUUGGUGUCCCUGAUAACUGUUGCUAGCUGUAGUUCGCAGUUGCUUCCUUUCCUCAAUCCAAAUUGGUCCUCUUGUAUGAUUCUUCUUCUGUCUGCAUGUUUCAUCAACCUCUUGUAGAUUAUCUUCUCCAAUAUUUUUCCUAACGGUUCCAAUAGGUAUAUUGUCCUGCAGUUUUCUGGUCUUCUUCUACCCUUCUUCGGUUUUAGUAGAGGGAUGGACUUGGAGUGCUUCCAGUUGUUCGGAAAAUGGUAAUUUCCAGGCAAAAUCUAAAAAUGUAGUACAGUUGUACUCAUUUUCUUCGGUAGUUCCUUGAGUAGGAUGUUGUGAAUUCCUUCCUGUCUCCACCUACUUCCGACUGAGUCAUUUAUUUCAGAACACUAUUCAGUUUAAUCUAGUUUAAUCUACACUAGUAAUGUUUAAAUGAGUUUUAAUAUUAUUAUGUAUUGAAAAAAAUAAAAGAGUUCAAAAUAAAAUGCUUAAUUGCUG